UUCAUCAACACCAUCCUCAAUUGCCAGCCCUGGGCUGCUCACGAUUCUGCGAAUCACCGCUCUAUAAUGCCCCUCACCAAGGCUAACGAUAUGGAGGCAGCCCCCGUCCUCUCCACUCCGGAUGAUCGCAUCCUGGAAUCCACCGACCCGGUUGCGUCUCAGGAACCGAAUCGCACGCUCUCCGAUGAGGAGCUCUCGAUUACCUAUGACAUCGAACGCACGCUGAAAGAGAUCCGCCGGGCACGGUAUAAGCGCAUUGCGCUCCAAUUUCCGGAUGACAUGCUCCCUGAUGCACCCCGGGUGUUUCAACUCCUCAGCCGCGGUCUGGACGUGACCGAUGCCCCCCCUCAACCACACAGCAACGGGCGAAGCAGCACCGACGGUGCCGAACAGCUAGCGGACUCGGUUGGCCAGCUCCAGGUCGAUGCGACUCCCGCGCCUGCCCCGAAACUAUACAUUCUGGCGGAUACCUCCUACGGUACAUGCUGCGUGGACGAGGUGGCCGCGGAGCAUGUGGAUGCGGACGUUGUCGUGCACUACGGCCGGUCGUGUCUGUCCCCGACAGCCAGGCUGCCGGUCAUCUACGUUUUCACACAAAAGCCUCUGCCUCUCGAGCCCCUCGUUCGCGCAUUCAAGGAGACCUACCCUGACCCUGAAACCAAGGCCAUUCUGGCGGCGGAUGUGACCUACUCGAACCAUGUCCCGACCGUCUACUCGCGUCUCGUCGAGGAGGGCUACACCAACCUGUUCGCCACGGAUAUCGUCCACAACCCUUCCUCCGCUAUCCCCAACCGCACCGUCCCGGAAUCGGUCCAAGAGACUCCGGAGUCACUUUCUGACUGGCAACUCUUCCACAUUUCCGACCCACCCACGGCCCUACUCCUGACCCUUGCGUCUCGCGUCGCCGCCAUCCAUAUCUAUCCCACCGAUGACGUGACAAAGGAGAUUGUGAAGCCGUUACCCGCGUCCACGGCGGCUGCCCUGCGUCGCCGGUAUGCCAUCUUGACCUCCCUCAACACCGUGCCCAUCUUCGGCAUCCUCGUCAACACGCUGAGCGUGAAGAACUACCUCCACAUCGUGGAGCAUGUGCGUGAUCGGAUUGCGGCCGCCGGAAAGAAGAGCUACCUGUUUGUGGUGGGCAAGCUCAACGCGGCCAAGGUGGCCAACUUCAGCGAGAUCGGCGGAUGGGUGGUCAUCGGAUGCUGGGAAAGCUCUCUGGUCGAUAGCAAGGAUUUCUGGAAGCCGGUGAUUACUCCAUCGGAGCUGGAGCUCACGCUCCAGGGCGAUACCGAGCGGGUGUGGACCGGAGCCUGGCGGAGUGACUUCCAGAGCGUCCUCGAUCAAUUAAAGGCAGAGGCGGAGAAUGCGGACCCCGCGGCGGACGAGGAAGGCGAGAUGUCGGAACCCGAGUCCGCACCACCGGAAUUCGACCUGCGCACCGGUCGGUAUGUCUCGCACUCCCGCCCCAUGCGGAAUGCUGCACCCCGCGUUUCCGCUUCCUCAGCAGAGGAGGCCAUAUCGGCCGCUAGUGGGCCCUCGGCCGCGCGCGCCUUGGCCAGGCGAGCCAAGGGCGAUAUUGCCAUGAUCGGCGGGACGUUCUCGCCCGGGGCGGAAUUCCUGCAAUCCCAACGGACGUGGAAAGGUCUGGGAAGUGAUUUUGACAUUCAAUACGAGGAAGAUGCGCCGGAUAGCACGCUGGUGGUAGAAGGGCGUAAGGGAAUCGCAAGGGGGUAUACGGUGGGCGAGGAUGGUGAUCGACACUAGGAUAGA
Aspergillus brunneoviolaceus CBS 621.78 is the source of this 1770-nucleotide messenger RNA. RefSeq names its product 2-(3-amino-3-carboxypropyl)histidine synthase subunit 1/2. Bases 67 to 1764 code for a protein of 565 amino acids. NCBI's taxonomy places the organism in Eukaryota, Fungi, Ascomycota, Eurotiomycetes, Eurotiales, Aspergillaceae. Gene Ontology annotation, molecular function: 2-(3-amino-3-carboxypropyl)histidine synthase activity. The transcript has a single exon. The record is from RefSeq and is a predicted model, not a curated record. Gene Ontology annotation, biological process: protein histidyl modification to diphthamide.